Lolium perenne is the source of this 1998-nucleotide messenger RNA. RefSeq lists its product as uncharacterized. NCBI's taxonomy places the organism in Eukaryota, Viridiplantae, Streptophyta, Magnoliopsida, Poales, Poaceae. The record is from RefSeq and is a predicted model, not a curated record.
UGCAGGUGGAGGCGGACGUCCGCUUGUCCGCUUCGUCCGCGCCGCUAAAAAGGCCAAAACGGCGGAGCGGCUGGGCCAUGUAAGCGAGGCGGGCUUAUGGACUGCGUCUACUUGGCCCGCCAGGCCGUCCAUCCCGCCAGGCCGUCCAUCGCUCGUAGAAGCAGAGUAGAUAGGGCCCGCCGCCACGCUGGUCGCCGCCGUCGGGCCGGCGCCUGCUUGCUCGUCUCUGCCUAGCUCGCCGCCUCCCUGCACCUAGCUCGCCGCCUCCCUGCACCUAGCUCCGCCCAUUGCCUGCCCGUAUCCUUCUGCGCCCCCGGGCCCCGGCUCCCUUGCCGUCGCCGCCUCUGGAGAGAUGGGCGCGGAGGUGGUGGAGGGCAAGAAUCCGGUGGAGGAGGGACCGAAUCUAGCAGACAUGGAGGUGCACAAGAAUCCUUCAGAGGAAGAGGACAAAAACAACGACAAAAGAAGUGAACUUGUGCAAGUCAAGAAAGAGCAGUAGUUGGGUAGUUCUCACCUGACCCAGUUGCCUGUUCACAUAGAGGAGCCAGCAAACGCGGGUGUCAGUGCAAUGCUCGACAAGGAACAAAUCCGUCAGCUCACUAUUGCAAAGGAAGACGUGCGAGAGGAGCCAGCAAGCGAGGGUGUUGCAGAGGGAGAGACUGCCUCGAAAAAGCUGCCGUUGAGGAAAAACAAGGACAAGAGAAGUGAACUUGUGCAAGUCAAGAAAGAGAAGCAGUUGGGUAGUUCCCACAAGACCCAGUUGCCUGUUGUAGCAGAGGAGCCAAAGCAAGACAUGAGAGAGGAGCUCAACAAGGAAAAACUCCAUCUGAUGGAUGUUGCAGAGGAAGAGGUUGCCUCGGAAUGGCAUGCCUCCUACUCCGUUCGCUUACGCAAACAUCAUCUUCGACGCAUAUACAAGGGCUCAGUUCUCCUCGACGCCGAAGUGAACCGCCUCCUCCUCUACGACAUUGAUGAAAGUUUCAUUGAUGAAUAUUACCUCAAGGAAGGAGAAAUGAUCUAUCCAGGAGCAACUUUUAGUUGUCCUUGCCACAAGGUUGAGAUUGGUGAGCGCAUUUUUCAAUCUAAAGAAGAUACCCCUUUGCCGACCAACAAUGCAACAAGAACAAAGGAAGAGAGGAGAGAUGAGAAGAAUAGGAAGAGGUUGAAAAGGAAGAGACCUGAUGAGAAUUUGGAGAGAACUAGUAACUUAAAGAAAGUAAAUAAGAAAAUGAUGAGAUCACCUCAAGCAAAAUUGUUGAGAUCUUCAAUAGGCAGGUUUGCAAGAGUGGCGUCGCUAAGGAAGGGAAUAUCCCCUCAAGCACAACAGAGGAAAUCAGAAUCACCUUCAGUACCAAACGUUACUGUACAUUUCCCAUCUCCAAAUCUUCCUCGUGCUAAGGCUAACUCCAGCCGGUUUCGACCACGGAAACUGAAGUCCCGUAUCUGGAAAGAAUUCAUUCCUAUAUAUGAAGAUGGAAAACUUGCGGAAGGUGCAUCUCAGAAGUCUCAGUGAAGAUGGUUAAACUCUUCUUGAGGCGUAUCUGAAAAGUCUCGGUGAAGAUGGUUGAACUCUUCUUGAGCUACAUGGAAAACAUGUCCUCUUUCUAUGAUGUUGACCUGGAUGAAAGCUGUCCUCUGCAUUUGCAAUCUGUGCUACAUGAUGAACAUGUUAUUUCUUUUUUGUUUGUUUAGUUUUGUGGAUGCUGAACAGAAACUUGAGAGAGAGGUUAUGUUCAGCUCGGUUAUGUAAGCAUGCAGAUACGUGUUGUCCAAGUGGCUCGGCGUUAGCCAGUGAUCGUAUCUAGUGUUAACCAUCGUCUUCCGACAGCAUUCAGUAACUGAAUGUGCGGAGUAUCGUCCAGAACCGCGUCGGAUUCUGCUGGCCUGAUUUUAUGUGUACUAAGCUUGUUCAGCUUAGCUCCCAGACUUUGAUAUUGAUCGCUUGAUGGAGGUCUGGCAAUCCAACUGAGAACCAUUUUGUUUGUGGUGAUGGUAUAA